AUGAACAAGUUCCCCAGUGGCUACUUUAUUCACUCCGUCUGGGUUAAGACCCUGGUAAAACCUGCCGGUUCUAGGCUAGUCUGGAACACCUGGAACCAGAAGAAGCGCCAUCCUAUCCGAGAAAAAUUACGCACUGCUAAUCUUCGAUUUCUUUAUCCCGCUCUGCUGCCUGAACGGUAA
Penicillium atrosanguineum is the source of this 180-nucleotide messenger RNA. RefSeq lists its product as uncharacterized. The record is from RefSeq and is a predicted model, not a curated record. Lineage: Eukaryota; Fungi; Ascomycota; Eurotiomycetes; Eurotiales; Aspergillaceae. The transcript has a single exon. Bases 1 to 180 code for a protein of 59 amino acids.